Messenger RNA from Sphaerulina musiva SO2202, 2136 nucleotides. Its product is annotated as VHS-domain-containing protein. Bases 82 to 2094 code for a protein of 670 amino acids. Gene Ontology annotation, biological process: Golgi to endosome transport; Golgi to vacuole transport; protein transport to vacuole involved in ubiquitin-dependent protein catabolic process via the multivesicular body sorting pathway. Gene Ontology annotation, cellular component: trans-Golgi network. Gene Ontology annotation, molecular function: ubiquitin binding; phosphatidylinositol binding. The record is from RefSeq and is a predicted model, not a curated record. Lineage: Eukaryota; Fungi; Ascomycota; Dothideomycetes; Mycosphaerellales; Mycosphaerellaceae. The transcript is spliced from 2 exons.
CACAAAACUGGCUGGCCGGUACAUUUCUGCAUAACGGCAAGGGAAAGGGGAAAAAGGGAAAAAGGAGUCCAGGAGUCCACAAUGGAGGCAGCAUCGGCGCGUUAUGCUGCCCGCGACCGAUUCGCAUAUCCCACCGAACCCGCCCACACGCCCCUCCAACGAUAUAUCCAGCAAGCCUGUUCACCCGAGAAUUUCGAGCCGAAUCUGGCUCUCUCGCUGGAGAUUGCCGACUUGAUCAACGCGAAGAAGGGGGGAGCCCCCCGCGAGGCGGCCGUCGAUAUCGUCAAGUACAUCAACCACCGCAAUGCCAACGUCUCGUUACUGGCCCUGUCAUUGCUCGACAUUUGCGUCAAGAACUGCGGCUAUCCCUUUCACCUGCAAAUCUCCACCAAAGACUUCUUGAACGAGCUCGUGCGCCGCUUUCCCGAACGACCACCCAUCCGAACCACACGCGUCCAGAACCGCAUCCUCGAGCUGAUUGAGGAAUGGCGGCGCACAAUCUGCGAGACCAGCAAGUACAAGGAGGACCUGGGCUUCAUCCGGGACAUGCACCGCUUGCUGCAUUACAAAGGAUAUCAGUUUCCCCAGAUCAGCCGCGAAGAUGCGGCGGUGCUGAACCCCAGCGACAACCUGAAGAGCGUCGAGGAGAUGGAGGCGGAAGAACAGGCGGCACAGAGUGCGAAACUGCAGGAACUGAUCCGCAGAGGGACGCCGCACGAUCUGCAAGAAGCCAACAAGCUGAUGAAGGUCAUGGCGGGCUACGAUACGCGGCACAAGACGGACUAUCGCGCAAAAGCGGCCGAGGAAGUGGGGAGGAUUCAGCAGAAAGCGAAGCUGUUGGAAGAGAUGAUGCAGGGUGUGCAACCGGGUGAGAAGGUCCAGGAAGGAGACGUCUUCGAGGAGCUGGCCAACGCCUUGGCGAGUGCACAUCCCAAGAUUCAGAAAAUGUGCGAACAGGAGAGUGAAGACCAUGAGGCGGUGGCGAAGCUGUUUGAAAUCAACGACUCGAUACACCGAACCAUCGAGCGCUAUAAAUUGAUCAAGAAGGGGGAUGUGGAGGGGGCGAAUGCGAUUCCCAAGGGCACGCUGGGUGUCAGUGGAGCAGGUGUGAAGCAGGGAGGCGGCGGUGAGCUGUCUCUGAUUGAUUUUGGAGGCAUGGAAGACGCAGCUCCAGCAGAGCCCACGCAGUCUCAGUCCUCGACAGCAGCGCCGAAGCAGACGGGAAAUGCAUUAGAGGACGAUCUGCUGGGCCUCAACAUGGGCGACGGCAACUAUGGAUCUGGAGGUGGCAUCUCACUUGGGGGGAGUGGCUCCAACGGCAGCGUCGACAUCAUGGCACAGUUCAACCAACCACAGGCAUCCGGCUCCAUCUUCAACACCACACAAAAAGCGAUACCUGCACAAGCUCCCGCAUCGAACUUCAGUCUCUUCAGCCCACAGCAGCCUUCUUCAAAGUCUGCAACACCUAUACCCGCAUCGUUGCAGCAACAUCAAGCGAAGAAAUCCGACCCAUUCGCAUCUCUCGCCACACCACCUCGACAAGCAUCACCUUUCCAGCAUGCAUCACAUUCCAAAGCUUCAUCUCAAAACCUCGAUCUCCUUGGCAUGGGCAGCACCAGUAACGGCAGUUCCUCGAGUCCCGCCCCUUCCACGUCAACCACAUCAACAAUAACACCAGCACCGGCCGCCGUCGACGACGAAUGGGAAUUUAGCUCCGCACUUCCGGAUCAACCCACAGAAAUCACCGUCACCAAAAGCACCAUCCACACCAUUUUCAAAGUCUCGCGAUCUAAUGAUUCCGAACUCCUCAUUCAAAGCCGCAUCUCCAACGCCACUGCACAACCCAUUACCGAUUUGACUUUUCAACUGGCUGUGACAAAGGGUCUAUCACUCAAACUUGAACCCCAAUCUGGCCGCAGUCUGGCUCCUCAUCAGCAAAAUGGUAUCACGCAGACGAUACGAUUGAUUGGGGCGGAACGAGGCAAAGGGACGGGGAUUAAAAUGCGGUGGAGAGCGAGUUAUUCCAUUGCCGGCGCGUCGGGGAAGCAGUCUAAUAAUGAACAGGGAGAGAUUGAUGGAUUGGGUGUGGCGUAGUUGAUCGCAUUAUCAAUAGCAAUAUCAUUAUCAUAUUGUCAU